Molecule: messenger RNA, 2161 nt
Organism: Vitrella brassicaformis
Lineage: Eukaryota; Vitrellaceae
Source: the annotation of a GenBank genome assembly
AUGGACUCUCUGUCCCUGAAUUGUCACGCAGCUCUUCCUUCUGAGUCGUACGAUCAAGGAGCUGAUAGCGACAGCGAUGCCGAAUACGGUGAGGGAGAGGCUCUGCAAUGCACUCCGUUUCUCGUGUCGUGCUGGUUGUCCCUCCCUUGUCGUAUCCCUUUCAGUAACCAUCAAUCUGUCGGAGCAAAUCAGGUCAGCGUUGAUCAGGGACUUCCGCCACGAGGAGUAUCUUGAGCGGUAUCUUGAGUGGAAGACGCGCGAGCAGCUUAUCGAGAUCAAAAGCACUGUGGCUGUCCAGUUCGUCGAGACCGGAGAAGCUUAUUCCAACUCCGCCCUGUCGCUCAAGAUGGACCGGGACGCGAUGAGAGAACACGUGAUCGAGCACUUUAGGGUAUGCUUUCCACACAGAUCCAUAGAGCCAUGAUCGACAGCCGUUCAGUCACACUCACCGCUCUCCACUUCUCUCAGAGAAACUUCGGCAACGUCGCCGAGUGCAAGAUUGUGACAACAGGUGAGAGCUGGCUACGGUGGGUGCAAGUUGGCGUGUAGUGUUCUUCCGUUUAGCUGACGGCAAGGCGUGUCAUGCCUUCGUCAAGUUCGAGCGCGAGGAGGACUUCAAGCACGCCGUUGAGUGGGAGGGGGACCUGCAGAUACUGUCAUACAGUGGAAUGCCAACGGAUGUGUAUAAUCCGGUGCCUUUUCGAGAGGUGCGUUGGCCUUCACAAGCACCCAAAGUAGAUCGACCAUUCCUUCUCUUGUCUGUGUUUGCCCUUCCGGUAGGAUGGCGAUGAGGAAUUGUUCACCGAAGAGGAGAUGGAGCUGCUGUUCAACCAUGACGAGCCGCGAACCAUUCGCAUCCGCGUGCGGCGGACUUCCAAGCUCCAGUGCGCUCUCAUUGUCGAUGGAUCAAACGUCAUCCAAAGCUACAUGAGUCAGUUCGGCUGCCACUCAGUCAUGCCCUACGUCACCUUCGAGCGUCUUAUCGAUCGUGUUGGUGACCACUUUGAGGCUCACACGGGGAAGAGGAUCGAAGUGCUCGCCGACCACUCGGUCUUCAUCGACACGGAACCGGCCGUGCUUUACGAGGCGUUCAUGAAGAAGCGUGCUCUGGAUGCUGAGAGUGGCAACGGCGACCGUCAGCAGAGCCAGCCUGCGAUCGAAGCACCGCUCCAGACAGCAAGUCAAGGGCCACCAACGGAGGAGCUAGCGGAUCAAGCGGUCGCCGCAGACCGACCAGAGAAUCAGCAGGCGGGGGAAGAGGGCAGCGAGCAAGGACAUGGGGAGGGUCAAGAGGGGGGAGUAGAAGAGGACGUUGCCGAGCCAGCACGUCAAGAGUCCCCCGAGGCACGAGCCCUGAGAGAGAAGGAGGAGAAGGAGCGCCUUCAUGAGCUGCUGGCAAGACCUGAAGGCAGCUGCGUCGGCGACAUGGCCCAAGGGGGGCUGCUCAAGAAAUACUGCUUCAGAGUCAAGACUGUGAAGAUGAAGCCCCUGAGGGCGUUCUGCCACAUGUGCGACGAGUAUCGCCCUCAGAUGCGCAAGAAUGGGCUGCCAUUCCUGCAGCAGCGGGGUGCCGACUGUGCGAUCGGCAUCGCAAUGACCGAUGCAGCUGCCAGUGAUCAGGUUGAUGCUGUCAUUCUCUUUAGCGGUCAGCAGAGUAGAGUAGAGGAGCGACAUCUAAUGUGUGUGUGACGUGUGCGACAUGCUUGCAGGAGAUGGGGAUUUCGUUGAAGUAAAGGCAGCCACCGCACGCUUAAUAUUGACAAAUCCAUGGAUGUUGUCCUUGUGAGGCUGCAGGCUCUUGAAUCAUCUGACAGUCAGGAGUCUCGAAAGAGCAAACUGAAGUACGUGGCGGCGUUUCGCAAGUCGCUCCAGUAAGCGCAAGAGCAACACACAGGUACCGACGAAUGCACUCAUGCGUCACCGUUGCCGUGCUCUGCAGCCGUGAGAUGCAAACUUACGCCCACAAUGUGUGCGUGAUUGGGGAAGAAGACGACUGGCUGCAUCCUUUGCAGGCACCCAACUCAACAGCAGUAGGUGGCCGAGCCUCUUCAGCAGCUGCAGCCGCAGCUACCGCAGCGGCAGCACCAGCGGAAUCCCCAGGAGCCGCAAGACGGGCGACACAGCAAAGACGCUGUGGACAGAGCAGAAGAGCAACACCUGA